CAUAUCCGUAAAAAAAAAUCUAACAAAACAUUUUUUUUUGAAGAGUUUAACUUUAAAAUUUUAACUAAAAAUGAAAUCAUUCGUUGCUAUCAUUGCUAUUGCAUUAACAAUUGUUGCUGUUAGCGGCUCAGCUUAUGGACCAGCUGGAUUAAAAGGAGGACCACCAUGUCAAAAAAGUGUUCUUGUUAGUUGUGCACCAUUAGUACAAAGUGUUCCAUGUAAACCUGGUGCUGGUGCUGCUCAUGUUGGUGGUGCUUAUUCUGAACCACUUCCACAAUAUGCUGCUCCAUAUGCCGCUCCAUAUUCUGCUUCAGUUGACGAAAUGGCAGUACCAGAAGAUAUGGCUGUACCAGCUGCAUCUGAAUAUGUUCCAAAAUAUGCUGUACCAAAUUAUACACCAUACUAUAGAUAUUAUUAAAAUAUUAUA
Condylostylus longicornis is the source of this 427-nucleotide messenger RNA. RefSeq names its product vitelline membrane protein Vm26Ab-like. Bases 71 to 418 code for a protein of 115 amino acids. The record is from RefSeq and is a predicted model, not a curated record. NCBI's taxonomy places the organism in Eukaryota, Metazoa, Arthropoda, Insecta, Diptera, Dolichopodidae. The transcript has a single exon.